AUGGAGACACCUGGAAAAAAUCGCGGUAAGAAUGGAAAAUUCAUUUCAAAUCAAAUGUUCAGGAAAGCCAAUGUUUUAGAAGAAAACAGACAGAGAAAUAAAGAAGUGGACAAAGACGAUGCUAGUGUGUCUCUCUCACAACAAGAGUUCUCUGAAGCAAAUGACGUGGACGGAGUUUUAGGAUUACAUGUACCAUACUAUCUAAAUGAGCAUGAUUAUGCACAGAAAGAAGAUGAAGUAGACACUGAAAUUCUCCUAAAGGAUGAUGAUAGUACUAAAAGUGAUAAACAGAUAGAAUGGUUCACAGGAAGACGUGUAAUAGAACUAGGAUAUGUUGUGAACAAACUAAUUGAGGGCUGUAACUUUUGUGGACAUCCAUUGAAGUUAACUGAUAUUUGUGGUGAAGUAAGAUAUGGACUUGGUUCAUUACUACGAAUAAAUUGCAAAAUGUGCAACAAAGUGACUUCUGUCCCAAGUGGAAAGAGACACUCACGUGUGGAUGACCAUGCCAGCAGAGCAUUUGAUGAAAACACAAAGCUUGCGUUAGGAAUGCUACAUUCAGGCAUAGGGGAGAAAAAGGUGUCCAUGCUAUUGAGGGUAUUGAAUAUUCCACCUCUUUCUCACACAGCUUUAAAAUCUACAGAGAGAGAAGCUGGUAAAGCAGUAGAAGAUGUUGCAAGGCAAAGUUGUGAUUCUGUGGUAACUGCAGAGAGAGAAUCUUCUAGUAAUAAUGAAGAGUUGAUGGUGUCAUUUGAUGGCGGCUGGCAGAAGAGGGGAUCAGGGCGUUCUUUUUCAAGUUUAUCUGGACAUGCAGCAAUGAUAGGCAGAGAAACUGGCAGAAUUGUACAUUUUGCAACACACAACGGAUACUGCAAAAUAUGUCAUAGUGCAGAAAAAACGGGGAAGACUCCAUCAACUCAUGACUGCCGUAAAAACUGGACGGGGAGUUCCAAAGCUAUGGAGCCAGACAUGUGCAUAGAAAUGCUCAAAGAUCUAGGAGAAAAGGAUGUGCAAGUAGGAACUAUCAUCAUGGACAAUGAUACUACAACAAUAGCAAGGGCUCGUACUGAGGUAAACUCAGCUUUGAAGAAACAAAGUGAUAAAAAUCACACACUGAAACAGUUCACAAACAAGUUGUAUGAUCUGAAAAAGUGUAAAAACUAUAAAGAACUAAAUCCUAAGACUAUAAGUCACCUGUCAAAGUGCUUCAGAUAUUGUGUCAGUCAAAAUCAACAUGACUUGGAUGGUAUGAGGAAAAACAUGGAGGCUAUAUCCAGACAUGUAUUUGGUGAUCACAGCUUGUGUGGAUCUUGGUGUGGGUAUUUAUCAUCACCAACGACUUACAAACCUGUUCAGUUGCCAUACCACCGCUAUCUUUCCAAUGAAGAAUUGAAAGUUGAUUUGACAUCCAUAAUUGACUUUUACAUUUCACAGGCUGAUAGAUUGGUAGAUUUAGGAAGUACCCAGCCCAAUGAAAGUUUUAAUAAUACUGUGGCAAGCAAGACUCCAAAAUCAACAUUCUACUCUGGCUCGGAGAGCAACGACUUUAGAGUAAAUGAAAAAUUGUUUCUUUCACCUGGGAAAGUGACAAGCAAAAUUGCCAUGAAAACAGACUUGAAAAGGAAGAAAGACAAAGACAAAGAAGAUACAGCAGAGUACAAGAAAAGAAGAGCAUUGAAAAAAGCUGAGAGCAAGAAAAAUCAUGAAUCAUCAGCAGUAAAAGAGGGGAUCACAUACGAAACUGAUGUUGACAUCAACAAUAAUAUAGACAACAGCAUUACAGAAAUACCCCCUCCUCUAAUCAAACCCAUUUCAACACCCAUUGCAGCUGAACAGUAUACAUUUGUAUACUUUGACUUGGAAACAACAGGUCUUGAAAAAGAUUGUGAAGUAACACAGAUUGCAGCUUGUACUGAUGAUAAAAUAUUUUCCCAGUAUGUCACUCCUCCAACAAAACCUAUCUCUGCUUCUGCUACAGCUGUGACUGGACUAGUAAUCAGAGACAAUAUCAUGUACAAGAAUGGACACCAAGUUCUCAGUAAGACAACUGAGGAAGCUUUUCAGUCAUUUAUUGAUUGGAUGAAACAAUUUACCAACAUAAUUUUGGUUGCUCACAAUGCCAUAUUUGAUUCCCGAAUUAUUGUGCGUUUAUUUGAUUCAGUGGAACUGUGUGCCAGUGACUUCUUCAUUGGAUUUACUGACACUCUGCCAUUAUGUAGAGAACUCAUCCCAAAUAGAAAAUCAUAUAAGCUUACAGAUCUUGCUAAAGACAUAUGUAGUAGGCAUUAUGAUGCCCAUGAUGCUUUGUCUGAUGCUCAGACCUUACAAGAACUGGUGUUAUGUGUAAAAGCUUCUUCUGAUAUGAUGCUCAAACAUAGUUUUACAACGCAGUUUCUUUUUGAAAACAACUCUUUUGCAGAUUUGACCAGCAGAAAUUUAUGUUCUUUACAACAUCUUGUAGACAGCAAUGUAUUGUCAAAAUUUACUGCAAACAAAGUUGCAUCAUCUGGCCUUCAUUUCCAGCAUCUUUGUCUUGCCUAUCAGAGAGAUGCAGUAAAUGGAAUAAAGUAUGUAUUGUCUGACAAACAUGCAACAGGAAUGUAA
Messenger RNA from Saccostrea echinata, 2604 nucleotides. RefSeq lists its product as uncharacterized. Gene Ontology annotation, molecular function: 3'-5' exonuclease activity; nucleic acid binding. Bases 1 to 2604 code for a protein of 867 amino acids. The transcript has 8 exons. NCBI's taxonomy places the organism in Eukaryota, Metazoa, Mollusca, Bivalvia, Ostreida, Ostreidae. The record is from RefSeq and is a predicted model, not a curated record.